Molecule: messenger RNA, 1269 nt
Organism: Triticum aestivum (bread wheat)
Lineage: Eukaryota; Viridiplantae; Streptophyta; Magnoliopsida; Poales; Poaceae
Product: wall-associated receptor kinase-like 2
Exons: 2
Molecular function (GO): polysaccharide binding
Source: RefSeq, a predicted model, not a curated record
GUUGCCCAACGAGCUGCGGCAAUCUGAGCGUCGACUACCCCUUCGGCAUCGGAUCCAGGUGCUCCCGUGGUCCAGAUUUUAAUCUCACUUGCAACGACACCACUAAGCCCCCCACGCUCUUCCUGAGCGACGGCAUCAGCGAGGUGCUCGAUGACCUUGCCGUUAGCUAUCAGGAUGAUGGCAAUCUUCAUCUUGACAGAAUCUUCAGUACCUCCUUCCGGCAUACCAUCCUCAUGAAACCUGGUGUCCAUGUCUAUGACUGGUCUUUCAAACCGCCCGGGAGGUCCUUUGAGUACAUCGGGCAAACAGCUCUAAACAUCACCGGCUGUGACCUGGACGUGUAUUGGGUCAAUGACAAUGCCGGCACUACCACACGGGCCUGCAGAACUGUGUGCCCAGACCAAGGGAUCACAGAGACGGUGGCUAGGCACCAUUGUAACGGCACCGGCUGUUGUAGUUUUAAUGUUGGUGGCCUUGACAAUGGUGCUUUUCACCUUACAUUUGUCCAGGGGCACAAAAAAAUCAACAACGGUGCAGGGUCUAAGUCUAACCGGACUGCUCCACUGUGGGAUAGAAUCAGUAUAACAGAUGAUGGUGGUGUCAUGAUUUUGUGGCAAAUAGUGGAUCAACCCAACUGUGUUGCUGCCAUGCGAGACAGGACAGCAUACGCCUGUGUCAGCAAACACUCCGACUGCUACGAUGUAGAAGGCUACAUCUGCGUCUGCAACCCCGGCUAUUCAGGCAACCCCUUCAUUAAAGAAGGCUGCUCCAAAGACAAAGGGUAUAAUCCAAUUCCGAGUAGGGUUGACUGUACUCGUCGGUGUGGUAACAUUACUGUGGAAUUCCCGUUUGGCUUAGAAGAGGGUUGCUUUGCCCGGGAAGAGUUUCACCUCAACUGCACAAAUACAACGUCAUCGACUGUUCUAAUGCUGGAGGAUUUUGAGGUGGCCGGCAUGAAUAUUGAAAAAGGGACCUUUGAGUACAACGACCAUAGCCCUGUAGAACAAAUAUCUAGAGGACGCAUCCUUUUUGUGGGUUAUGAGUUUUUAUCCUCUCUGCAGUGGGUAGCUGCCAAUCUAAGUUGCCUAGAAGCCCAACUUGAUACAUCUGGAUAUGCUUGUGUGAGUAUCAACAGCAGGUGCGUGGGAGUAAAUGCUACAAUUGACUAUAGAUUUUCUGAAGCUACUAAAGAAGACACCUAUGUCGGUUAUCGUUGUAAAUGCACUGACGGCUUCAAAGGAAACCCAUACAUCCAAAAUGGCUGUCGAG